CGUCAACCUGGCAUUUCCUGGUUGGGAAGAAGCUUCGACGUUGGGAGUCGUUGACAGUAGAGCUAUCUACUUCAGUCUCAUCCUCCUUUGCCUAUCUAGCCAAGGUAAUGUCUGAACCAGCGAAGGCCAGCUCCGGCACAAGGAACCCGAGGGACCACAGUCACCACUCAGUAGACAGUCGUCCACUCUCUCACCAUUCAGCUGCAUCUGAUGGCCAUACAGUCACUUCAUUGGAUGACCACCACGCACGCUCACAUCAUUCAGACACAGGUGGUGCCAAUGGGCAUACACACUCCGAUCUUCCAUUUGAUGGUCAUAUACACACGUAUAUUCCAGACAUGGAUGAGGACAAGAUCUAUAUGGACUAUAACGCCACCACCCCACUGGAGCCACAGGUGAUCCAGGCUGUUACUGAAGCCCUGCACGACGCCUGGGGAAACCCCAGUAGUACCUACACACCAGGUGUGAAAGCAAAGAAGAUCAUUACCCAGGCGAGAGAGAAUGUGGCUAGAAUGGUGGGGGGAAAAGCAGAGGACAUCAUCUUCACCUCUGGUGGGACUGAGGCCAAUAACCUGGUGUUCCACAGUGCCCUGGAGGCCUACAGAGAGAGCUGCAGGACAGCAGAGCAGAGAGGGGAGAGACAUCGCCAUGAGAACAGCGGUACCUCAGCCUGGCCUCUACCUCAUAUCCUCGUCUCUAACGUAGAGCAUGACUCUGUCAGACUGACCGCUGAACACCUGCUGAAGGACGCCACGGCAGACGUGACGUCAGUGGCGGUUUCCAAGGUGACGGGGAGGGUGGAGGUGGAGGAUGUGUUGGCUGCUGUCCGCUCCUCCACCUGUCUCAUCUCUAUCAUGAUGGCGAACAACGAGACAGGAGUCCUAAUGCCAAUCAGAGAGCUCUGUCAGAGGAUCAGAUUUGUCAACAGACAGCGUCAACAUAGAAUCCUGCUGCACACUGACGCGGCCCAGGCCAUAGGCAAGGUGCGGGUCGACGCCCGUGACCUGGGAGUGGAUUACCUCACCAUUGUAGGACACAAGUUCUAUGCACCGAGGAUUGGUGCGUUGUAUGUGAACGGCCCAGGAACAAUCACACCACUCUACCCCAUGUUGUUUGGAGGGGGACAGGAGAGGAACUUCAGACCAGGCACUGAGAACACACCAAUGAUCGCUGGCCUUGGAAAGGCAGCAGAGCUGGUGAACUCUAACCUGACUGAGUAUGAGACUCAUAUGCUGGAUACAAGGGACUACCUGGAGAAACAACUAGAGGCGGUCUUCGGGAGAGAGAGGAUCCAUUUCAACAGUCAUUUCCCUGACUCCGAGACCCUCCCCAACACCUGUAACGUGUCCAUUCUGGGUCCUGGACUACAGGGGAGGAAGGUAUUGUCCAGCUGUAGAAGACUGCUGGCCAGUGUUGGGGCUGCAUGCCAUUCACACAGAGGAGACAGGCCCUCCCAUAUCCUGCUGAGCUGUGGCAUCCCUGAGGAGGUGGCAGCUAAUGCCCUGAGGCUGAGUGUGGGGAGAGGCACCAGCAGGGCUGAGGUAGGCCUGGUGGUGGAGGAUCUGAAGAAUGCUGUCGAGAGGCUUGGAGGGACUCAACUGAUCAACGUUGAUUGAUUCUUUGACUUAUUGGUUGAUUGAUCUACAGAAUAUACACCUGAUAGUACUGUGACAUACUGUGUUACAAACAGUUAAUCUUUUAAAGCAAUAUCUUAUCAAUUCUGCCAUGAGAGUGUACGUUUGUUAUUUGUUUGUAGCAUACACCAUGUGUGUAGACCUAAUGUAUAUCUUUUUGUGCUUUUUAUUAGUUUAAUUCAGGAGAAAAUGUUUCCAAUGUUUAAAAGACUGGAAAAACGUAUUUAAACUGACUUGAAUGAUGUGAAAUAGACAAAGGCUUUAUUGUGCUUGCUGUCAGUCGUCCGCUUCGCUGGUUAAUACUUAAUCAGGGGAGCUAACAGAAACUUCAUGUGAAUACAGCAUAUCAGCUGUUUAAAGUUGGAGAUGGUUUGUAAAAAAUGCUUCCCGCUAAUAAAGCAUUGGUGUAUCAACUUCUA
This is a messenger RNA of Salvelinus namaycush (lake trout), 2053 nucleotides long. RefSeq names its product selenocysteine lyase (gene scly). The record is from RefSeq and is a predicted model, not a curated record. Lineage: Eukaryota; Metazoa; Chordata; Actinopteri; Salmoniformes; Salmonidae. The transcript is spliced from 13 exons. Bases 108 to 1616 code for a protein of 502 amino acids.